CACUGAGCCUGGCUUGUGCAGGCGGCUGGGGUCCGGAUGCCCUGACUCCACCAACCUGUCUUUGGGGAGUCUGGGCCUGUGGGGGUGGACAGGCAUCUAGGCGAGGCCCGUCAGGGGGCCUUUCACAACAAGUCUCACAAAUAGGUGACACCAGCCUUGGAAGAGGGUCCCCAGAACACAGGAAAGCCAGCUCUGGGGGUGGCCAACCUCGGGGGGGGAUCUCCUAGGAGGCUGCACCAUGAAGAGGAAACAGCAUCAGGGCCCCGCAGCUGGCCAGUCCCUCUCGGUCCUGUGCUUGUCUCUGGCGUGCAUCUUAGGGGUCCCUGUGCCAGUGUCGCGUUGCUCUCCUGACCAGCCACAGACAUGACGGAGCGCCUGUCCGCUGAGCAGAUCAAGGAAUACAAGGGGGUCUUUGAGAUGUUUGAUGAGGAGGGCAAYGGGGAGGUGAAGACCGGAGAGCUGGAGAGGCUCAUGAGCCUGUUGGGCAUCAACCCCACCAAGAGCGAACUGGCCUCCAUGGCCAAGGACGUGGACAGAGACAACAAAGGCUUCUUCAACUGUGAUGGUUUCUUGGCGCUGAUGGGGAUUUACCAUGAGAAGGCCCAGAACCAGGAGGGAGAGCUGAGGGCAGCGUUCCGGGUCUUCGAUAAGGAGAGCAAGGGCUACAUCGACUGGGACACACUCAAGUACGUGCUCAUGAAUGCAGGGGAGCCCCUCAAUGAGGUGGAGGCUGAGCAGAUGAUGAAAGAGGCAGACAAGGAUGGAGACGGAACCAUCGACUAUGAGGAGUUCGUGGCCAUGAUGACCGGAGAGUCCUUCAAGCUGGUUCAGUAAGAGCAGCUGCUGUGGCUCUAGGAGGCCUGCCCAGGAGGCCAUGGCCUGCCACUGCCUGCCCUGCCCCUCACUGUGUCAAAUAAAUGCUGCAAUC
Urocitellus parryii (Arctic ground squirrel) is the source of this 928-nucleotide messenger RNA. RefSeq names its product calmodulin like 6 (gene Calml6). NCBI's taxonomy places the organism in Eukaryota, Metazoa, Chordata, Mammalia, Rodentia, Sciuridae. Gene Ontology annotation, cellular component: myosin II complex. Gene Ontology annotation, molecular function: calcium ion binding. The record is from RefSeq and is a predicted model, not a curated record.